Dacryopinax primogenitus is the source of this 2456-nucleotide messenger RNA. RefSeq names its product OPT oligopeptide transporter. Bases 95 to 2329 code for a protein of 744 amino acids. NCBI's taxonomy places the organism in Eukaryota, Fungi, Basidiomycota, Dacrymycetes, Dacrymycetales, Dacrymycetaceae. The record is from RefSeq and is a predicted model, not a curated record. The transcript is spliced from 5 exons. Gene Ontology annotation, molecular function: oligopeptide transmembrane transporter activity. Gene Ontology annotation, biological process: transmembrane transport.
GGUGACGAACGCACAGCAAGCCCACAGAAUCGAAGAGGAGGUCGCACAACACCACCUCGCUGACCCGAACUAUGUGAUCUCUGAGCACGUCCAUAUGACGAAGGAGAGGAGCCAUGACAAGCUGGAGGACGGGAGCUCCUCAGUUGAGAGGGUCGUUGUGGAGGUUGAUAACGAUCAGGAGGAAGACUCGCCGUACCCAGAAGUGCGUGCGGCAGUAUCCAACACGGACGAUCCCUCUAUGCCUGUUAACACCUUCCGGAUGUGGUUUCUGGGCGUCCUGUUCACUAUUGUCAUCUCUGGUCUGAACCAGUUCUUCGGCUUUCGCUAUCCCUCCGUCACGAUUACGUCUUUGGUGGCUCAGCUCGUUGCUCUCCCACUGGGAAAGCUGUUGGAGAAGAUCCUUCCCACUCGCCAGUUCAAUACGUUUGGAUAUCGUUGGUCCUUCAACCCUGGUCCGUUCAACAUCAAGGAGCACACGCUCAUCACAGUCAUGGCGAACGUGUGCUCUGGAGGUGCAUAUGCCACGGAUAUUCUUGCUGUGCAGAAGUCCUUCUAUAACCAGCAACUGGAUCCGGGUUACGAGCUGCUGCUCGUUAUCUCGACCCAGCUUAUCGGUUUCUCUAUUGCUGGUCUGUGCCGCCGAUUCCUCGUCUGGCCAGCAGCGAUGAUCUGGCCGUAUACGCUCGUGUACAGUGCGCUCUUCAACGCCUUGCACACUUCUUAUGGCAAGUCAGACGAUGGAUGGAUGAGCCGAAACAAGUUUUUCGUCAUCGCGUUCACAUGUUCCGCCCUCUGGUACUUCUUCCCCGGGUACAUCUUCACCGCCUUGUCCGUAUUCAACUGGGUUUGCUGGAUCGCGCCGAACAACUUUGUCGUCAACUCGCUGUUUGGGUACCAGACUGGCCUCGGCAUGGGCUUUGUCACGUUUGACUGGGCGCAGAUCGCCUACACCGGUUCGCCCCUUGUCACUCCCUGGUGGGCGCAGGCGAACGUAUUCGCGUGCCUGGCCAUCAUCUACUGGAUCAUCGCCCCAAUCAUGUACUACAAGAAUGUCUUCUUUGCCCAGUACCUACCCAUGUCCUCCUCCGGAUCAUACGACAACACCGGCGCACCAUACAACGCGACAGCGAUCAUCGUCGACGGGAUCUUCAAUCCUGAGCAGUACGCGAACUAUUCCCCUCUAUACCUAUCGAUGACGUUCGCACUGGCGUACGGCCUCUCAUUCGGCGCGCUCACAUCAACCAUCGUCCAUGUCUUCCUCUGGUACAGGCACGACAUCGUCCGCCAGUUCCGUGCUUCGCUCAAAGAUGAACCCGAUAUCCAUGCAAGGCUGAUGCUUGCCUACCCCGAAGUGCCCAACUCGUGGUACCUCGGCCUCGGGCUAGUCAGCUUCGCCCUGGCAAUAGUGACAAUCGAGGUGUGGCACACGCAGUUGCCGGUCUGGGCACUCAUCCUCGCCCUCCUCAUCUCACUCUUCUACCUCAUCCCGAUCGGCAUGAUCCAGGCAGUGACGAACCAGCAAGUAGGGCUCAACGUCAUCACCGAGCUUAUCGUCGGCUACGCACUCCCAGGAAAACCAGUAGCAAUGAUGAUCUUCAAGACCUUCGGGUACAUCACCAUGGCCCAAGCGCUGUCCUUCGUCGGCGACCUCAAGCUCGGGCACUACAUGAAAGUCCCGCCUCGGAUGAUGUGGCUUUCGCAGGUCAUCGCCGCACUUAUAGCGUGCUUCGUCGUCGUCGGUGUGCAGAACUGGAUGUUCGGGAACAUAGUGGGCAUGUGUACCCCCGAGCAGGCAGACAACUUCACUUGCCCGGGGAUCGAUGUUUUCGGCACGGCUUCCCUCAUCUGGGGCGGGAUAGGCCCGACGAGGAUAUUCAGUCAUGGGCUGUAUCAGCCGCUGUUGUGGUUCUUCCUCAUCGGGGCUCUCCUCCCCAUCCCAUUCUACUACUUGGCAAAGAAGUAUCCUAUGUCCGGGUGGAAGUACGUCAACAUCCCCGUAUUCUUCACCGGCACAGGCCUCAUGCCCCCCGCAACAGGGAUCAACUUCUCCUCCUGGUUCAUGGUCGGCAUCACCUUCAUGUACUUCGUCCGGCGGUACCACUUCGGCUGGUGGUCGCGCUACAACUACGUGCUCUCCGCGGCGAUGGACUCGGGAGUGGCGAUAACGACGAUUGUCAUCUUCUUCUGCCUGUAUUUCCCGAAUGGAGGGGUGUCACUUGAUUGGUGGGGGAAUAGCGUGUAUGCGAAUACGCUCGAUGGGAUGGGCGCCACUUAUUUGACGCUUAACCCUGGGGAAGUGUUUGGUUAUCAGCCGGGGACGUGGUCCUAGUUGUAGGAUGCUCUACAUAGCUUGUGCUGGAAGGUGAAGUGAGGUGGGGUGGGGGAGUGUACUGUUUUGUGAGAGGUGUUGGACCUCUGCUUGAGGCUGGUUGAUGUCACGUACAUACUACUCUAAG